AUGCGCUUCAACAGCAACAGCGGCGCCGCGGCGGAGGGCGGCCACAGCACGAGCCCGCGGAUGUUUUCUCCGCCCCUCACCCCUCCGUCGUCGCAUCCGAUGACGUCGACGUGGCCGAACGCGACGGCGGCGGCAGAGCAGGCGCGGCAGCCACACUACCCGCUCCACCCCUCCUCGCCACCGCUCCUCGACCUCACGCGCGCAAUGGACGAGACUGACAGAUCGUCGUGUGCCGCUGGUGCAAACUCCGGGCAGCGGUACUUCCACACCUCCUUGCUCAAGGAAACGGAGCAGGACAGGGCCGCAGACAGCUUCCACCACGCCUGGAUGACAACGCCGCAGUCCAAGUCGACUGGCGAGCUCGCGCCCAACGGCACAGACGAUCGCAGAAACCCCUCUACAACACUGUGGCACCGUAGCAGCGGCGCGGUGCAGCCGAUCAGCAACAGGGAUCGAGAAGCAGCCAACUGCAGCGACAUUGACUGUAGCGACGUGGAAUGUAACUGCAACGGCGGCCGUCUUCUUAGGGAUGAAGGCAGUGGUGCCGACAACCUCCACCACGUCCCCGCGGUGCGGCUCACAACCGAGGAGGAGCAAGCGGCGCGUCUGCGCGCGUACAACGAGAUGGUCGCCGGCGCCGCUGUCGGCAGCGAUGCGGGGGGGGGGGGGGGGGGGGGCGAUGGAGUUAUCGCCGCAAACAGUCGCGACUUCGUCUCAGAUACGCUGCACACAAUUCUCCCCAACGGCGUGGCGCGGUGGUUCUCGAGCUCCGUCAACGCGGUGGUACACACUUCGUCGAGCAUGGUCCCCGAUGGCGUGAAGAGCGCCGCGAGCACGUUGUCAAACACGGUCGGCGUGGGUGCCCAGCAGGUUGGUGACGCGAUCGACAGGCUGCCUGACUUGGUGGUGAAUGCGAUUCCGUCCGCCGUGAUGUCCGAUUGUGUGAAGCAGCUCUUCACAGAUUUCAGCAACACCUUUCGCAGCUUCUUCCGCACGAAUAUUCUGUCCACGCCCUUCGUGUUCCGCCAAGCCGGGCUGAUCGGCGGUAUCGUACUGCUCUCCUUCGUCGCCAUCACGUCCGAGUACGCGACGGAGGCGUACUUUGGGGCAAAGAACCAGAUGAAGAACGCGCACAAGGUUGUCCCGUGCGGUGAGGUGCCGCUCAUAAUAUGGGGCAAGUGGUAUCCGUUGAUCAACUUUUUCUACGGCGUUAUCCACCUCGUCGGCCUCACUGCAUUCUCGUCGUCGAACGCGGUGGUGCUGCUCGGUGCUAUGGGCAUGAAGGGUAGCAGUGCACAGGCGCUGGGCCUCAUUCUGCCCUCCCUAAUCGUCCUUCCGCUCGUCCUCAUGGCGACCGCACGCAGCCAGCAGCCGCUGGCGAUCAUGUCCAACACACACGUGCUGAACUCGGUGAUUUUGAUGUGUGUGGACUUCACCUACAAGUCCCGGCCGCCCAUGAAGUUGUGGUCCUACUCGCCAUCUGAGUUCUUCGUCGCACUUGGUGUAACAGUGUACGCCUUGACCGGUAUUGGUUCGACGGUCACGGUGGAGCGCGUCAUGGCGCCGCAGCGCUACCUUAAGCUGUUGCGUGUGUCGGUGCCGAUUUCGUGGGCACCUCUCAUGGCCUUCGGGCUCAGCGGCUUUAUUGCCUACGGCAACCACACCUGCUCCGUCAUGACGGUGUCGCUGAAGUCCGGCCCACUGCGGACCGCGGCGAGCGCGUUGCUCUUCUUCGCAUCUCUCACGAUCAUCUCGCUGUGCGAGCUAUCGGACCGGCGACUGCUAGGGAUUACACGGCUCACCCACUACUGGGACAUCACGCCGAACCUGCUAUCUCAUACCUCACUCUGA
This is a messenger RNA of Leishmania major strain Friedlin, 1851 nucleotides long. RefSeq lists its product as hypothetical. The transcript has a single exon. Lineage: Eukaryota; Euglenozoa; Kinetoplastea; Trypanosomatida; Trypanosomatidae. Bases 1 to 1851 code for a protein of 616 amino acids. The record is from RefSeq and is a predicted model, not a curated record. Gene Ontology annotation, biological process: amino acid transmembrane transport. Gene Ontology annotation, molecular function: amino acid transmembrane transporter activity.